CGGCCCCGCGCUCCCACAGCAGAGCCCGGCGCUCCCGGAGCCGACCACCGCACCAUGCCGGCCGCUGCGCCCACCCCGCGCCCGCCGCCGCCCCCGACGCGGCCCGCCCCGGGCUGCCCUGCGCGGCCCGCCCAAGGACAUCGAGGCCUGUGUGACCAUUCCCUAAAAUAUUUAAGCUCGAGAAUCAUGGAGCGGAAGCUGCAGGGUGCCUGGCUGCCCGCCAGCCGAGGGAGUCUGGAGAAACCGGUCCCGGGCCCCCACGGCUCCACGGUGCUGCCGGUGCUCAACCAUCAGCACGGCCUUCACUGCAUCCACGCUGAGAACGGCCCGCUGAAGCCCCGGGUGGUGACCGUGGUGAAGCUGGGCGGGCACCCCCUGCGGAAGAUCACCCUGCUGCUCAACAGGCGCUCGGUGCAGACCUUCGAGCAGCUCCUGGCGGACGUCUCGGAGGCCCUGGGCUUCCCGAGAUGGAAGAGCGAUCGCGUGAGGAAACUGUUUAACCUCAAGGGCAGGGAAAUCCGCAGUGUCUCUGAUUUCUUCAGGGAAGGCGAUGCUUUCAUAGCCACGGGCAAGGAGCCGCUGACGCUGAAGAGCAUUCAGGUGGCCAUGGAAGAACUCUACCCCAGUAAAGCCCGGGCCCUGACGUUGACCCAGCACAGCUGGGCCCCCUCUCCAAGGCUGAGAAGCAGGCUUUAUUGCAAGGCUCUGAAAGGGGGUCUCCACUGUGGGGAGACGGACGCGGCCAAGAGCGGCAGUGAGGCUGUUGGGUCCAAGGCAGCCCUCAGACAUCAGGCGAAGACCCCCGUGGAGCCAGUGCUGGAGGACAGGGCCCGGGCCCAGAAGACCUGGGUGCGGGGCAGACGGGAGCCUGAACUCAGCAACAAACCAGCCAAGGAAGCCACUGCAGAGAGGCCCCCCAGCGGAGAGCAGCACCUGGCGGUGGAGGUCGAGAAGACCUCGGGUGAAAUCAUCCGGUGUGAGAAGUGCAAGAGGGAGAGAGAGCUCCGGCAUGGCCUGCAGCAGGGGGAGAGGCUGUCCCUGGGGACUAGCGAGCUGGACAUGGGCAAGGGCCAACGGUAUGACGUGGAGAAGCUGGUGAGGACCCGAAGCUGCAGGAGGUCCCCUGAGGCCAACCCCCUGGGCAGGGAGGAGGGGUGGAAGGGCAACAGCCAGAAGAGCACUCCCAGGAACCCCACGCAGGAGCCGAGGAGACCUGGCAAGAACACGGACAAGAAAGAGGACAGGGACCCUGAAGGUCAGGAAGGUCAGCCACAAGGAGCGGCCAAGGCUAAGAAGGAUGUUGUGGAAGCUCAACCCGUCAGAGAGGAUGGAAAGAAAGACACCAAGCACAAGCGUGGUGGCUGGCUCCUCAGGGAGCACCAGGCCGGCUCGGAGAAGCCCCCCAGGACCCGAGGGGAAGAGCAGGAGGCAGAGAAGGAGAAAAAGGCAUGUGCGUCGGGUGGGAGAAGGAUGCUUCCCAGAGAUGACCAACUCACAAGGGUAGAAAAGGAGCCCAAGAUGAAGACAGAAGACAGCAAGCCAGACAGGCCCGGCGGCCGGAAGCGGCGGCCCGCGGGCAUCAUCUCGGCCAACGUGGAGAAGCAGUACGAGACCGGCCAGGUCAUCGGGGACGGCAACUUCGCCAUCGUGAAGGAGUGCCGACACCGGGAGACCGGGCAGGCCUACGCCAUGAAGAUCAUCAGCAAGUCCAAACUCAAGGGUAAGGAGGACAUGAUUGACAGUGAGAUCUUAAUCAUCCAGAGCCUGUCUCACCCCAACAUCGUGAAGCUGCACGAGGUGUACGAGACGGACACGGACAUCUACCUGAUCAUGGAGUUUGUGCAGGGUGGCGACCUGUUCGACGCCAUCCUGGAGAGCGUGAAGUUCCCGGAGCGCGCCGCCGCCCUCCUGCUCAGGGACUUGUGCAGGGCUCUCGUCCACAUGCACGACCAGAACAUCGUCCACCGGGACCUCAAGCCGGAAAACCUGCUGGUUCAGCGGAAUGAGGACAAAUCUACCACCUUGAAACUGGCUGAUUUUGGCCUUGCCAAGCACGUGGUGAGACCACUGUUUACCGUGUGUGGGACACCGACGUACGUAGCCCCUGAAAUUCUCUCUGAGAAAGGUUAUGGGCUGGAGGUGGACAUGUGGGCUGCCGGCGUGAUCCUCUACAUCCUGCUGUGUGGCUUCCCCCCCUUCCGCAGCCUGGACAGAGACCAGGACGAGCUCUUCAACAUCAUCCAGCUGGGCCACUUCGAGUUCCUGGCUCCUUACUGGGACAACAUCUCCGAUGCUGCCAAAGAUCUGGUGAGCCGGUUGCUAGUGGUAGACCCCAAAAAGCGCUACACAGCCCAUCAAGUUCUUAAGCACCCCUGGAUUGAAACUGCUGGGGAGGCCGACACAGCAAACCGACAGGAGGAGGUGUCCCCUGGCAGCGAGGGCCACCUCCAGAGCCAGCACAAGCGAUCUGCAGAGUCAGCGUCGUAGUCACCAUCUCGAGUCCCUGCGUUCAGCUCCCCCCGUUCUGCUCCAGCACAAAGGGUAGAAGUUUUGGAGAAAGAGGACAAAAGGGCUUCUUUGCGUAAUUGGAGAGUCAGGGGAAGGAGAGAUGCUCAGUAUAUUUUUAAACAUAAACUGGAGUCUUAAUGUGAAAUGUAACCUAUUUUUAGAUUUGUACAUUUGAAGCCUUUCAUACAUUUGGGGGGUGUGUGGGGAGGGACAGACUUGUUAUUGGUGAGGUAUUUUGGUAAUAGCGAUGUGCUUUGCCCCCUCCCUGUAAUCAAGUUCACGGUGUACUACACGCGUGGUGCUUACCAGGGUCUCCGUUCACCUUGUGAGGUUAAUAAGGUAAAUCGUAGUCUCUGUGUUAAUAAA
Messenger RNA from Artibeus jamaicensis (Jamaican fruit-eating bat), 2874 nucleotides. RefSeq names its product doublecortin like kinase 3 (gene DCLK3). The record is from RefSeq and is a predicted model, not a curated record. The transcript is spliced from 5 exons. NCBI's taxonomy places the organism in Eukaryota, Metazoa, Chordata, Mammalia, Chiroptera, Phyllostomidae. Bases 55 to 2487 code for a protein of 810 amino acids. Gene Ontology annotation, biological process: protein phosphorylation; intracellular signal transduction. Gene Ontology annotation, molecular function: ATP binding; protein kinase activity.